Molecule: messenger RNA, 1170 nt
Organism: Aphanomyces astaci
Lineage: Eukaryota; Oomycota; Saprolegniomycetes; Saprolegniales; Verrucalvaceae
Exons: 4
Coding region: 24-809 (261 amino acids)
Source: RefSeq, a predicted model, not a curated record
GUCCGAAAGAUCGUGAAAUUUCUAUGAAACGACACGCCCCACCGCCGCCGGCAGCCUCGUUGGAGGUUGAGCUGGAAACAAAGCCCAUUUUGGCAAUGGACUUUCAGAUUGUGUGGUGGCUAUACGACCAAAGCACGGUGUAUCCAAAUAUCGCUGGCGUGAUCCGCAGUCUCGUGUCGCGGUACCGCACUCAGGACAUCUCCAUCUUGCUCUGGUUAUUCUUCUUCUACUUGGUUACCGACCUCGGUAUACCGUACUUCUACACUUGCGUGGGCAAUCUUGUUGUGGCCGCAGCGCUUCAACACUCCAUCAAUGCCAAGCGUCCCAUAGACUACGACGACAGUCUCUACAUACACGCAUGUACCGACCCCGACACGACAGGGUUUCCGUCCAUCGACUCGCACAUGGCCAUCGUUGUCAUCACGCCCGCACUCACGUCCAACUCGGUCUCGGCACUCACGUUUUCUCUCAUGGCCGUAUCUGGUUUUGCCAUCGCUUUCACACGGGUAUUCGUGGGGGUGAGAUUUCCUUCCCAAAUUGUCGGCAGCUGGGGCACUGGUCUCGUAGGCCUCGUCGUGGCCAACUUUAUCCACGUGAGCGUCCUCCAUCACGCCGCCGCCGCCGUGCCCCCCUCCUUCCAGUACGUCAGCUACGAUGAAGUACUUUAUACGGAACAAUGCCAUCUACAAUUAGUCGCAUCGUUGUCGUGUGUUUCGUGGUCGGGGCGGUGUGUUGCGUGGCGUCGUGGGUCGAAGCCAGCGACAGCCGCAACUUCGGCAUCCCCAGACAUGAAUUUACGCGGGUGUUGAAGGCCAUCGUCGGUAGCGGGACUGAUGACGUGGCAGUCGCUGCGUCCCUUUCAGAAGCUGUGGACCAAGAAAGUCGGAGCCGCGAUUCGUUUUACUACCUCAUGCAGUCGGUGCACAGUCGCAGGCGAAACGAGACUGCCGUUGCGCCGCCGCCCCAAUCCCGAAUGGUGCAGUUCCACAAGGCCGUCGGAAAUGAAGCCACGAUAGAAGACGAAUAAUCGAUUGCCGUUAGGCCAAGCACCUGUGUUGCAAAUACAGCUUGGCGCUGGGAUGGCUUGAAGUCAGCUAACAGAAAAUAAAGGGAGCUCAAUUGCUCGGCUGAUCACUGAGAGGUCACGUGUAAGCAUGAAUUACAAAGUCC